ACAGUAAGCAUUCCGGAUCACAGACAGCUCAUUAAUGGGAACUCACUGACUCCUUCAAUACCAAAUCGAGAAAUCCCACAGGAGAAAGUGGAACUCGCGAUCAUCUCAGCAGGUUAGAUAGAUCUUACUUCGCCGGAAAAUGUCACGCCGAUCCGGAGCUUGCCUGCGGUGUUGCCUGGUGGUUUUCGCGGUGGCUUCCGCUUUGGCCGUGUGUGGCCCUGCUUUGUACUGGAGAUUCAAAAACACUAUCAACCUUCACAAUUCCAAACUCUCCUGUCCUCCUUGCGUUUGUGACUGCCCUCCUCCCUUGUCCCUUCUGCAGAUUGCUCCUGUCCUUCGACAGUGGAACGUGGUUUCAGAGAGGUUCGAACUUCAGCGGUUGGUCUCGUUCUGGGAUUUGCUGAAAACGGACAAUAAAAUCUCUUUUUUCCCUACUAAUUUGGAGUUGAGCAUUUAUACUAUUGUUAUUACCGAUAGUGGGUUCACAGAUUUCUUCUUGUUUGAGCAUUGGGAUUUUACCUGGAAAAAUAUGAGAUUCCGUUAUCCAUUUUCAUGAUCAGUCUGUCCAAGUAAAAGCGGAGCAGAUCGCCCAUUUAGAAUACAUGAUCUAAGUUUCUUUUUUGAUUAAUGAUAACAAAGGAUAUACAUUUCUUUGGGAGGGUCACUGAAACUUAAUGUUGGGCAUCCGCUCGGUGUUUCUCUUCCACCUCCCUCAUCACUCGUGAGCUGCAGUUAGACCUCACAUGCUUCAAUCUUGCCCUCCAGAUUAUGGCGUUUUCUUAUCCUUUUGUAGUUCAAGUUACCUGACAUUAAUUGUGAAGAACGCGCGGCUACACUUGUUAAAUACUAUAUAAUAUCUCCAGGACUGAAUGACACCUUUUUUGGGGUUAGGUUUACUCAAGCCACAGGCGAAAACUCUAUGGUUAUAAUUUAUAAAUAGGUAAGCCGGCCGGGGAAAAAAAAAAAAAAAAAGCGCAUGCACAAGAAAAAUUAAAAAGCAACAAGUUUGCUUCUCUUACCGCGGUUCAAGAAUAUCUAAUAUUGAGAGCCUUAUGAGAACUCAUUUCAUGUUUCACCUUUGUAGUUUUUAUGUGCUUCACCAGUGCGGACAGAAAUUUCAUAUGUGCGUGCGAGCGAAAAUUACUUAUUUAGUUUCUCGGAUAGGCCAGCAGUUAAUUUCUGGUAGACAGAGAGCUGUGACUUUCCAAUGAAAUGCGGGCUCUCUCCAUUAUGAUGGUCCACUAAAUGAAUUCACUUAAUCCAGUUGCCCAAUCUCUCUCCACUGUUACGAGGAGUUGUCUUGAAUGUUAAAUUUGCGAAGUGGGAAAUAUAUGUUUUUACUAUGGAUAUUGUGGAAAUUUCCCCAUGCCUACCUUACCAAAUGACGGCUUCAUUUCUUAAAGUGUCAACUAGUUUCUCCUUUCUAUAAACGACUACUUUCAUAUGCAGUUUGGCCCUCGACUCUUGUUAUUUAUAUGCAUUUAAUUACAUGUUUGCAAAUUUAUGGCUAUCAAUAUAGAGAUCUAUGCAAACUUUGCCCUUCGGCUGUUAUUUUGUUUAGUUGUGAAUUCUUAUUAAUGUAUGUUUCUAAUUUAUUUUUAUGUGUUACUAAAGCUUGGCUACUAAUCUAAACUGAUUCAUUUCUCUUGUUCUUGUUCCU
Neltuma alba is the source of this 1660-nucleotide messenger RNA. RefSeq lists its product as uncharacterized. Bases 140 to 556 code for a protein of 138 amino acids. The record is from RefSeq and is a predicted model, not a curated record. The transcript has 2 exons. Lineage: Eukaryota; Viridiplantae; Streptophyta; Magnoliopsida; Fabales; Fabaceae.